UUGAAUUUACAUUUUUGCAAUUUAAGCGGAGGUAUUGUUGUAAUAAAUACUCCAUUUUCGAAUUUCGCGGUCGUAUAUAAAGAAUCGAUGGGCGUUUUCGCGUUAUUCCAUUGGAAAGAAGCUAGGAGAAACAAUGAGAACGAUCACUUUCGUAGUCCUUGCCUUGGCAGCAGUCAGCCUAUCCCAAGCUGAUGAUGACGGUCGGUACCACCCUGAGCUCUACAACGGAGCUUACAAGAGCCUGGCAUAUAGGAAUGGCAAAUACGGUUCCAUCUACAACGCGUACAACCAGCCUUUGUACUAUCAGGCGCUCAAUCGGGAACUUCUGACUCCAGCGGUCAGCUAUGGUGACAGUGUUGAACAAGCCACAGCGUUCCCGGCAGCAGUGACGUACCGCACACCAGUGGUCCCCGUAGUAUCGACUUACAAGCCAUUCGUGUACUCCACACCCAAGCCAUUCGUGUACUCUACGCCCAAGCCAUUCGUCGCGAGCACCAGGUCCCCUGCAGCUAUCUACCAGAAGUCUGUGUCAGACGCCGCUGCCACUGUCCUCAGGGAAGACAGGACCUUCGACGAGAACAACUACCACUUCGCGUACGAAACUAACAAUGGAAUUGCUGCUGAAGAGUCUGGAAUUGUUGACGCUUCGGUCAACGGAGUCGGUGGUGGAACCAAGGUUAGGGGAUUCUACGAAUACAUAGGCGAUGAUGGUCUUAAAUACAGAGUAGACUAUGUCGCCGACGAAAACGGUUUCAGAGCAAGUGGGGCUCAUCUGCCCAAAUAUAUGCAAACAUUAUCACAAUAUCAAUGCCAUCUUGCGAAAAUAUGUGGUUUGGAUUGGUAUAAAAGUGAAAAGAGUCUCAUCAAUAGACAUCAGUUACCAAACAGAUCUUCACAUCAUCUUUUAUCCAUCCACAAAAAAAUAAAAAUGAAAUUCUUCGUUGCUUUCGUCGCCGUCUUGGCCGUCGCUGCCGCCCAAUACAGGCCUCAGGCCCAACCUGGCAGGCCCAUUGCUGUGGCCAGCCGUGUGAACAACAACGACGCUGCUGCCAACGUCCUCCGCUACGACAGCGACUCCGCCCCUGAUGGCAGCUUCAACUACGCUCUUGAGAUCGACAACGGCAUCGCCGCCCAGGCCCAGGGUACUCCCCGUGACUUCGGUGGAAACCCCCCUCUAGUGCCAGUCGUCUCCCAGGGAUCUUUCUCAUGGAUCUCCCCCGAGGGCCAGCCCAUCAGCAUCACCUACACCGCUGACGAGAACGGUUACCAAGCUUCUGGUGAUGCCAUCCCCACUCCCCCCGCCAUCCCUGAAGCCAUCGCCAGGUCUCUGGCUUACCUCCAGAAGGUCCAGAAGAAGUAAAUGCUUAUCUAAUCUAGAUAUGCCAA
Molecule: messenger RNA, 1386 nt
Organism: Helicoverpa armigera (cotton bollworm)
Lineage: Eukaryota; Metazoa; Arthropoda; Insecta; Lepidoptera; Noctuidae
Gene: CPR40
Exons: 7
Coding region: 134-1360 (408 amino acids)
Cellular component (GO): chitin-based extracellular matrix
Molecular function (GO): structural constituent of chitin-based larval cuticle
Source: RefSeq, a predicted model, not a curated record